AUGGUUGAAUUAGACUGGGAUAAUGUUCCAGCAGACCUAUGCCCUGUUUGCAAAACAGAUAAAUAUCUUUCACCUGAAAUCCAGUUUAAAAUAAAUCCAGAAUGUUAUCAUAAGAUAUGUGAUGCCUGUGUUGAUCGUAUAUUUGCCCUCGGUCCACAUCCUUGUCCAUAUCCAAAUUGUGAAAAGGUUUUACGUCGAAAUAAAUUUAAAGCACAGGUUUUCGAUGAUUUAUUAGUUGAGAAGGAAUGCGAUAUCCGAAGACGUGUUUUGAGCGUCUACAACAAAAAGGAAGAUGAUUUCCAAACGAGUGUUAUGUACGAUCAGUAUUUGGAAGAAAUAGAAGAGAUUGUGUAUAAUUUACUACACAGAGUGGAUAUAGAGAGAACCGAGGAGAGGUUGAAACAAUAUUCCAUUGAGAAUAAACAAUCGAUUGAAUUAAACAAUGCACAAAGGGAACAAGAGUAUGAGAAGUUUAUCAAAAUACAAAAGUUGGAGAGACAGCACAAAUCUGAGAGAAGGAAACUUACAUCGGAAAUAGCUGAAGAGGAGAAAAAAUUAAAAGAUCUUGAAAAACAACAAAUUUUAGAUCAACUACAAAAUGCAGCAAGUGAUAAGGAUCCACAGUUGAUAUUGGAGCAAAUUAGAGCAAAUAUGCUAGAAAAAACAAACAGACUUCGUGAUCAAUUGCAGAAACUAAAUGAAAAAUUCGACGCCUUGAAAGAUGCCGUACGUAAUAACUUAAAUCCAGAUGAAAACAUGAAUAAGAAUAAGUCAAAGAUACCAUUUACACCUUUCAAUGGUGACAGGUUGGUUAAUUUACCCUUCAAGGUGUCUGAGUAUAAAGAUCCGUUCCAUGAAUCUAUUGUUUCCGAUGUGGAAUAUACCGCUGCUGGAUACAAUAUACAGGAUUUCUACAUAAGAUCCCUGAAUGAAGCUUUCACAGGGUUAGAGUGUUUUGUAGAAGUUGAGAAAUCUACAGUUCCUGCUUUAUAA
Pichia kudriavzevii is the source of this 993-nucleotide messenger RNA. RefSeq lists its product as uncharacterized. The transcript has a single exon. The coding region runs from base 1 to 993 and encodes 330 amino acids. NCBI's taxonomy places the organism in Eukaryota, Fungi, Ascomycota, Pichiomycetes, Pichiales, Pichiaceae. The record is from RefSeq and is a predicted model, not a curated record. Gene Ontology annotation, cellular component: transcription factor TFIIH holo complex. Gene Ontology annotation, biological process: positive regulation of cyclin-dependent protein serine/threonine kinase activity; regulation of transcription by RNA polymerase II; nucleotide-excision repair. Gene Ontology annotation, molecular function: cyclin-dependent protein serine/threonine kinase activator activity.